ACUAUAACACGAUGUAGACCACGGUAUGCAAGGCGCGGUGGCUUCGAGAAUAGAACAGAGAUUUGUUCAGAGCGACUUUGUACCACAAAUACCGUGUUAAUACUUUCAACGACUUUGAAAUGCUUUCCUUAAUGCCAAAACAAAAUGACUUAAUUUCGUAGUGGUGUAAAUGUGCAGUAAAAUAGGCGUAUAGAUGUUUAUUUUUUCUCCAUUUUUAUCAGCCCUCAGACUGCAGCUCAUGCCCAAGAGGAACCGGUGUGGGAACAUAUGGAAUGCCAUGAAAGCCUAAGAAGCGUAACGUUGCUUUAUGAAUAUCAUUACCUUACAUGGAUGCAAGAAAAUUAUCUCCUUUUGAAAAAUAUAGCAGCAAGCCUGCUGGAAAACCUUUUCGUCUGACAUCGUCUAUUGCAAUCAGUGGGGCUGUCAUCAUCAUUGCCGGCCAAAUUCAUCAAAAAUUCGUAUAUCAAGCUAUAAGUAGCCGAUAAUUCAAGCAAGGUGGUUUACCAUAAUGAUUUCCGGAAAAAUCAACUGUGUACUUAUCCCCGAGUAUUUUAUUCCAUUGCUCUAUUAGCGAUUAUUUAUCACACUGCAGGUAGGGCACCAUUUUUUUUCAAAAAUGUUAUAUUUUUUACAGAAAAGUCGUGAAAAGACAGUAAAAGGAUGUCACAACGAUUGUAAUUACGACUAUUAGUCGAUUCUGUAUUAAUCACUGCGAAUUUGCGCAACUUUGUUACCAGCCUAUCACUGUUGACGACAUAUCUUCCGGGUUUCCACUGAUAGUAAGUACUUGUUGCUACGGUCCUUUUUCUCUAUCGGUCGUUUCGAUUCAACCGCAUCAAUGACGACGCUCAUCGUGCGACAACGAGUAUGCAUGCGUUACGUCGAUCAGCGUUGUACCAGUAGCUAUCCCAAUGAAGCAGUACCAACAAUAAACGGAGGGGCCAAAAGCAGACGGACGCUUUGAACAGCUUGGCACCGCGGACUACAGUUGCGCGGUGACUGACCGGCAAAGUUAUUGGCGCUAACGACGACUUGGUUCCGUCCGUGAUCGUGAGCAGCGGUACGCCGAUGUUUAGCCGAACGGCCACAAACACAUUCUCUCUUUGCGGGUAGCAACUAACACGGUAGACACUGACACUGACGGUCGCUGACGCACAGCAACCACAUAUCAUUGCCCCAUCAAGUAGCCACUGCUCCAAUAAUGUGCAAGUGAGUUUUCCGUUCAGUUGUGGGGAGGACGCUGUUCGGCGGUAGUUUUUACUAUCUUGAGCAUGCUUAGAUUGACAGGUGUUGCAGCCAACACCUGCAUUUAGUGUUGUCACAUAAAAUUGGUAGAUAGAAGUGUGAUCAAAACGCCAAGCAAAGCAAUAGUCCAUAGGAAGCUAACUGUCUGAAAACAAACAACUGUGUAUCAGCUGUACUUCAAUAGAAGGUGGUGGGUUAUAAAGAUUGUGCGAGUGUUUAUCUAAAAUGAACGCGUGAAGUCCUGAGUUUGGCACUAUCUUCGCUAGCAUUACUACGGACGGCUGAUGACUUCUUCCGGUACGAAACGAGCCAUCUAUGUCCACUUCGCACCAGACCAUUCAAUCAUGCAUCCUCAAGUCUCGAAGGCAAACCUGUUGUCACUGCGCCAUCUCGUAUCUACGAGAGUUCCCAUCCAUUUCAUAGUCUGCGUCUGCUAGAGAUGUUCAUUGUUGAGGAACGCUCAAGUGAAUCUGUAACACUAAUUCGGUUCUAUUUAAGUUUGCCAUUUGUUGUGCAACCCAUUAGGAAAGAAGGAGACACGAGAAGUGCUUGCCCUUACCUGCUGGUACUCCUGCCCCCAUAGUGAAUGUUGUACGGGUAGAGUCUAGGGGCUUAGGCAAGAACGAAGAUAGCAGAAAGAAGUUAAUCUGGCUUUUUCUACUACUGCUAAGCUUUCUUCUUCUGCAAACCGUAACAAAAAAUGUUUAUCGAUGUGCGCGCGGGCAGUUUUGGCUUAACUGUAUCCACAUUGUGGUUUGUGAACGUUCUUGCUUUUGUAAAUAUAUACCUGAUUUCCAUAAGUUGUGAUAAUUCAGUGGCAAAUACUCUAACUUAAAAUGCUGCUGAUAUACAUAUAGGUUUUUACAUAUAUAUCACACUGGACAGUACAACUAGGCUAAUGUGGCCGUGACUCGCACCCAUCGAAUCGAGAGCUGAAUUCGUGAUCACUAGCAAGUAGGGCCUGCGUGAGUCCAAGUCUCACGAGCCGUGCGAAUCUCUAGCAGCGACAACUGUGUGAACAGAAGUAAUGGAACUAGCCAGAGAUAGGCACUGCACUGAGUGAGAAGACGCAGGUCUCCGCUUCCAGAGAUUGCCCUCGGUAACCACUCCACAGCCUGCUAAAUGCUGAAUAAAUAAGGCGAUUUUGGGCACUGUCCUGCUUAGUAAUGGGCAAGAGCUUGGUCCGGCAGCGCUAAAGUGGUGGUCCACACUCCUGAUCAGAUAUUGUACUUCAACUCAACGCCACUCGGUUUGUAUACAAAGACAAUGAGUAACAACAGCUCAACACGAUCGCAUUUGUGCUAUCCUUAACGUAUCUGGACAAACGGCUUAGUCACAUAAUGAUAUACGUAGACGACGACGAUGAAGAUGAAAGGCUGCUCGGGCUGCUAUCGGAGCCCCAAAACGACGAAAAUGAUCAGCCAGUGACUACUGCGGCAAACGCAACAGACAACAGACGCGGCAAUAAAGCUCGGAAUCUGAUUGCCUUCUGGCUCCUGGGACUAUGCAAUAAUUACGCCUAUGUCGUUAUGCUUUCGGCCGCCGUUGACAUUAUUGACAAAUUCAACAAUCAUAAUGAAACAGUCGUUCCAGUUUGCACUCCUCAAUCAGCUGGCGCAAUUCUUCUGGCUGACAUUUUUCCGGCGUUGCUAAUUAAGUUAUGCGGCCCGUUUAUCAAUGCGAAUACGCAUUUACUUGUCGCCAUCGUGACCCUGAUGUCGGCUGGAAGUUUCAUUCUGACAUCAUUAUCGCCAGCAAAAUGGCUCGCAUUUGUAGGCGUUGUAGCAGCAUCCCUUAGUAGUGGACUUGGAGAAAUCACAUUCCUAAAGUAUUCAUCGCAUUACCACAAAAACAUUGUAUCGGCCUGGUCUUCAGGCACCGGUGGUGCAGGUGUCCUAGGUGCCACUCUGUAUUGCGGAAUCACGUUCGUUCUUUCACCAGAAGCGACCUUGCUUGUCAUGCUUAUUAUCCCUAUUCUACUUGCAAUAUCCUUUUGGAUUAUCCUUGAGCACCCUCGCCAGUCGAUCGAAUCAGGCAACCCCUUAGGUAUCUAUUCUGCUGCCAGCGGCACUGGCUGUUGCGGAUCCCGUGCGGCGCCUCGAGGACCUACGUUUUCGUUGGCCCAAAAAAUAAACCUAAUCAAGCCACUGCUCAAGUAUAUGAUCCCACUUGGGCUCGUCUACUUUGCGGAGUACUUUAUCAAUCAGGGUUUGACGGAGCUGAUCACGUUCGAGAAUAGCUUAACCCUAAAGAGUCAAUACCGGUUGUACCAAGUAUGCUAUCAGGUGGGCGUACUGAUUUCUCGCUCAUCAGUGAACGUGUAUCAGAUUAACAAACUGUGGGUGCUACCAAUUCUACAACUUAUUAAUGUUGUCCUAUUUACGUGCGAGGCCAUCUAUCGUUUCGUACCUUCGAUCAUCAUCGUGGCCAUCUUCAUUGUGAUUGAGGGUCUGUUCGGUGGGGCCAGCUACGUCAACACGUUUUUUAAAGUUUCACAAGAGAUUGCUCCAGAGGCCCGCGAAUUUUCAAUGGGGGUGACCUCGCUGUCCGAUUCACUGGGUAUCACCCUCGCAGCAUUCAUCGCGAUUAAGGCGCACAACCUUAUUUGUGAUUAUAGGAACUCAUAUUGAAACGAAGCUGUGAAAAGGUUAUUGCCGCAUUAACGACUGCAAAGCACCAAUACCUUAAAGUGCAUCAACGUCUAUGAUAUGCGAGCGAUGCUCAGUUGCUAUAGAUAAUUUGUCCCUAGGAUAACGUAUUUGCCUGCUAACCUUAGGGGUACGUUGUGGCAUAGGUUCGAACGCAGACAUAUGCAGACUUCGUUUUGUGAUGGCGGGGAGCCAGCUGUCUGUCUUAUGGAGGAACCAUGCUUAACGACGAUACCGGAAGUAAAACGUCGAGACGUAGAUAAUGUAAAAUAAGGACAUUUUAAGGACGUAAUGCAUUUCUUGAUUAGAUCAAAUACUCAGAUCGAAUCGCAUUGGCAGUUAAAAGUUUCAACACCAUUGAAAAACCCGACGAUCUGCUAGCAAUGUUUUGCUUUGUAUAUUGACAAGUAUGCUGAUACGUUAAUCCUGAAGCUGCUAAAAAUUCAUUAUCAAUCCUUGUGUUUGUGCAAUUGGAGCGGCUUCAUGCCUUAGGGAGGAAAGCCGUAGCUACGUAAACGGUCCAACAGUUUGGCGCCGCAUCACAUAUUCACGAAAAUUGCCUCACAAUCUAACCAUGCACAUCGAAUAUGUCGACUUUCUUAUAUAUAAAGAUCGCGGUAAACGAAGAACUUUCUUACUGAGUCGCGUUUGACCCGAUCAGAUUUAAGUGAUAUCAGGGCGACAGGUAAAGGGCCGUGACUGACGAAGGUAUUCGUGCUCGAGCUCGUCUUAAUAUCAUCGGUGAUUUCACUUAAAAAUGUUUACUUUUUUCUAAGCAACUACGUAUAAUAAAUAUUUUCAGUUAGUUUA
Varroa destructor (honeybee mite) is the source of this 4703-nucleotide messenger RNA. RefSeq names its product CLN3 lysosomal/endosomal transmembrane protein, battenin (gene Cln3). Gene Ontology annotation, cellular component: membrane; lysosome. Gene Ontology annotation, biological process: regulation of intracellular pH; lysosome organization. The record is from RefSeq and is a predicted model, not a curated record. Lineage: Eukaryota; Metazoa; Arthropoda; Arachnida; Mesostigmata; Varroidae.